Messenger RNA from Scylla paramamosain (green mud crab), 1841 nucleotides. Its product is annotated as traB domain-containing protein-like. NCBI's taxonomy places the organism in Eukaryota, Metazoa, Arthropoda, Malacostraca, Decapoda, Portunidae. The record is from RefSeq and is a predicted model, not a curated record.
GACAAAAUACGGACAAGAAAAAAACAUCACGGCAAGGAAGGCUGUUGUCCGUGUUCCUCUUAUUUCUUGUUUAUCACCAAUAUCCUUUAUUUCUGGAACUCGAGGCUGAUUACAGAACCAUGACAGCUGUGAUGGAGACAGGAGGAGGAGGAGGAGGAGGAGGAGGAGGAGGAGGGGAGGAAAAUCUCUCUCUUACUUCCAAAGAUGCUGUUCUUUCCUCCAGUGCUCUUUUGAAUAGCACCACCACCACCACCACUGCCACCACUGCCACCACCACCACCACCAACCCCAAUAUUGAGAGCCCUGAUUCAGCUAUUGGAGGAACACCCCCCGCCUCCACCCCUGACCAUCUCUCCCCCACCACCCCCACAACUGCCAGUGAUCGAGGAAGUGGAGGAGGAGGAGGAGGAGGAGGAGGAGGAGGAGGAAAACUGAAGGACGUAGAGAGCCAGGAGACAAUGGAGGGAAUGGAGAGAACUUCUUCCGAUGAGGAGGGAUAUGAGGAAGAUGAUGAGGGGGAGGAGGAGGAGGAGGAGCUGUCGCCGGAGGAGGAAGAGGAGGAGGAAGAGUUGGUAGUGACAGCUUCAAUGCAGUUUCCCUUUAAAAAGAAAGCAUCACCAUCAGGAUGCGAAAGUGACAUUGAAGACAACGACCAAGAAGAAGAAGAAGAGGAAGACAGGAAGAUAAACAAUGGGGUUAAAGAAGAAGAAGAGGAGGAGAAGGAUGAUAAACAAACCGACCACCACCAUCACCACCACACACCUGCCACACACCUGCCAGACACAGUGACCUGUUUAAACACACCUGAGGGCAGUGCGGUGUACCUUGUUGGGACGGCUCAUUUCUCCAGAGAGAGUCAGGAGGAUGUGGCCAAUACCAUCCGCUCGGUAAGGCCAGACGUGGUGGUGGUUGAACUGUGCAAAGCCAGAACAGCAAUUUUACAGCUCGAUGAAGAAACAAUACUGCAAGAAUCUCGAAGUCUAGAUCUUAGAAAGGUACAAAUGAUUAUGAGGCAACAUGGAAAAGUGCAAGGAAUUCUCUAUCUCCUUCUCUUGUCUGUGUCUGCCCACAUCACCAAGCAGCUGGGGAUGGCGCGGGGAGAGUUCAGGAUGGCCUUUGCAGAGGCCAGGAGGUCCGCCCCGGGGUGUGUCAUUCAGCUCGGAGACAGGCCGAUUCAGGUCACACUGUCCCGCGCCCUUGCUUCUCUCUCCCUGUGGCACAAGAUUAAGCUAACCUGGCAUAUCUUGACCUCUAAGGAGCCUAUAAGCAAGGAGGAGGUGGAGAAAUGCAAACAGAGGGACUUCAUUUUGGAGAUGUUGGCCGAAAUGACUGGACAGUUUCCGGCAAUAAGCGAAGUAUUUGUCAAAGAGAGGGAUGUUUACCUCUGUCGGUCCCUUCAAGUCGCUGCCCAGCCUCUCCCCGGCCCUGGAAAGGCGCCGAGGGUGGUGGUGGGUGUUGUAGGGAUUGGCCAUGUCCCAGGCAUCAUUGAACUGUGGGGCAAGGUGACGGAAGCUGACAUUGUGCCUAUUAUGAGAAUUCCACCUCCUACUCUAUCAAAUCGCCUUCUUAAACUGGGUCUGCGGACAAGUCUGUAUGGCCUAGUUGGGUACGGUCUCUUCCGCUGCCUCCCACGCUCCGCCCAGGCCUCCAUCCACUCUGCAAUCCACUCAGCCAUCCACUCAGCCAUCCACGCCACUUCUGCCGCCUCGAACGCCCUCCUGCCUGCCAGAUUUUACGGGAAAUAGUGGAUCUUUGCUCUUGUGGAAGAUACGAGAGAGAGUAACAUGGAGGAGGAAGAGGAGGAGGAGGGAAGGAGGAAGAGGUGUAAGGAGGAGGAGGAG